Erinaceus europaeus (western European hedgehog) is the source of this 743-nucleotide messenger RNA. RefSeq names its product ciliary microtubule inner protein 3 (gene CIMIP3). The coding region runs from base 174 to 539 and encodes 121 amino acids. NCBI's taxonomy places the organism in Eukaryota, Metazoa, Chordata, Mammalia, Eulipotyphla, Erinaceidae. The record is from RefSeq and is a predicted model, not a curated record. The transcript is spliced from 4 exons.
GGGCGCCGCCGCCGCAGCUCGCCGGGAACUGAGAGCUACCUGCACAGCAAGAACUCAAGAAGCGCUCUUAGGACCGGUUCACUCUCCAGGGAGUGAAAGAGAGGCAAAGAGAGAAGUGGAGACAUUGAAGCACCACUCUGCCAUUUGUGAAGCUUUUCCCCACAGCUGCUGCUAUGUGGUGGCCCGGGGUUCAAACCUGGGUCCUUGUCAAGGACUCAAGAAAGCCUUCAGCACCCAGCCAUAAGCCGAAGCCACUGAGCAGAAAGGCGAAGACACCACAACCUACUCUGUCCAGGUCAUGGAAGCAGGACCGUGAGCAGACUCUGGCAGCAGCCUAUGUGCCAGUGGUGUUGGACCCCAGGGGGCUGAACCCGGACAAGCUCAAAUUCAACUUCUACACCUCCCAGUACUCCAACUCCCUCAGCCCAUUCUAUACCUUGCAGAAGCCCACCUGCGGCUAUCUGUACUGCCGGGACACUGACCACAGCCGCAAGGUCUUUGAUGUGCCACCUGCCAACCAGAUCAUGUGGCGUUUCUAGGUGUGUGCCAGUCACAAGUGUCCCAGCCUGCUCCCCUGUCCCCUCUGUCUUCACUGUCCCAGGUCCCAGAGGGGAAGGGCAUCUCACUUGAGGAGGAACUGAUGGUGCCCAGGCUGGGGACACUGCACCAGACUCACUGUCAACUGAGAUAAAAGGAAACCUUUCUUCUCUGCAGAGAUAAAAGUUUGUCCUUCCUUUCACUGA